UCCGUAGUGACCCAUGAGACAAAACAGGCUGCAUGGGAUGCGGUGACAUUCAGUGUUAAUGCCAUUGCUCAAAUCCAGAAAUCCACUGACCAAGUAAGGAAGCAGUAUUCUAAUAUUAAGCAGAGAGCCAAAGAGACAGUGGACCACAUGAGAAAGACUGGCGGUGGUCCUAAAACAGAGGCCACUGCAAGUCAGUCACUGCUUCUGGAAAACAUUGGCUCAAGACCGGAAGUGGUGGGCCUUCCUGUCAACUUUGACACUGAAGAUUCCAAUUAUAACUUUCAACUGUCUGAAAUGGACCAGGAUCCAGAGGAAACCUGUGUCUUAUCUGUGGUUUCUGAUGACACAUCUGGACCUUCUACUUUCAGCAGCAAAAUGAAUAACCAACAUGGGAUUAAAAGGAAGAACCUGGCUCAGGGUUUCAGGGACCUAGAAACGGAAAACAUCAAGCUUGAGAACGUCAGAGUGAAAGAGGAAACAAAGAAAAUAUUGUUAGAACAAGAAAAACUGAAGCUUGAAAUAGAGGUACUGAAAUUAAAAAGGAAUUACUACUCUUCCGAAGCAAGUCAGCUAUGUGGUCCAACAUUACUUUAUGAAUCCUAAAUUAUAAUUCAUUUUUGUUUUCAUUAAUUCAUAACUUCAUUUAAAAUUACAUAUCAGUAGGAUAAAUAUAUGGCUAAUUAUGUAUUGAAUUGAU
Molecule: messenger RNA, 697 nt
Organism: Pecten maximus
Lineage: Eukaryota; Metazoa; Mollusca; Bivalvia; Pectinida; Pectinidae
Exons: 5
Coding region: 148-603 (151 amino acids)
Source: RefSeq, a predicted model, not a curated record